This is a messenger RNA of Acyrthosiphon pisum (pea aphid), 613 nucleotides long. RefSeq names its product protein big brother. The record is from RefSeq and is a predicted model, not a curated record. Bases 150 to 491 code for a protein of 113 amino acids. Gene Ontology annotation, biological process: regulation of transcription by RNA polymerase II. NCBI's taxonomy places the organism in Eukaryota, Metazoa, Arthropoda, Insecta, Hemiptera, Aphididae. Gene Ontology annotation, cellular component: nucleus; core-binding factor complex. The transcript is spliced from 4 exons. Gene Ontology annotation, molecular function: sequence-specific DNA binding; transcription coactivator activity.
UAACUUGUUUUAUAAUGUAAUGAUUUUAGGUUCGAUACACCGGUUACAGAGACAGACCGCACGAAGAACGCCAAAGUCGAUUUCAAAUCGGAUGCCGUGAAGGUCAUGUAGACAUUGCGUUCACCGCGACUGGAACCAAUUUGCAAUUGAUGUUUACUCCAAACAUGCCAAUUCCUUCAUACCAUCAAUCUGCCAAUGGCACUUGUAAUUUCGAAAAAGAACGAGGAAUGGUUCACAUACUGUCGCAUUUCAUAAUGAAUGGAGUGUGCGUCCGGUGGAAAGGGCGCAUCGACUUGGACAAAUUGGACGGCAUCGGUUGUCUGGAGUUCGACGAGGAACGAGCAAUGAUCGAGAAUAGGAUGUUGCAGGAGCAAAUCGAAAGAUACAACGACCGUAUAAGAGAAUACCAGGACAAACCUCGUGCUUACAGAAACCAAGAGCGUGGGGUUACUGAUUCGGACUUAGACGUGAAAAGAAGAUUGAACUAUUAGAUCAUUACCUACAUGUUACACAUACAGAUAUAACUCGUGGGCGUUUGUACACAAUAUAUACCCAUCUAUAUUAUAAUAUUGUAGUGUGUUUGUAUUAUGUAUUUAUAUGUGUGUGAAGUACU